AUGGGGAUAGACAAUUGGUCUUUGAUAGGAAGGCUAAAAAGGGCAGUAAAAAAGAUUACUUGUUUGCUGAAUUUUGAUGUCAACAAAUGGAAAGUAGCAUCAUAUAUGAUUGGAUCAUCAUCAUCAAGAAGAUUACAUCAGUUGAGUUUCAAUGAAAGGAAGUUGCAAAAACAACCAACUGGAUUGAAUGUAAUAUGUUUUGAGAAUGAUCAAGAUUUGGUCAAUAACGCAAAUGAUUAUUCAUCAAGUUCUAGUAACUCAUUUAAAGGACUUCAAAGAACUAUGAGUUAUCCAUCAUCAGAAGAUGAUAUUGAUAAAAGAGCAGAAAUGUUUAUAGCUAAUUUCUAUAAUCAGCUUAAACUUGAAAGGCAAAUUUCAUUGGAGCUUCGUUAUUACAGAGGGAAUAGUUUUGGAUCUUCAACAUCUCCAUGA
Messenger RNA from Lycium barbarum (goji berry), 432 nucleotides. RefSeq lists its product as uncharacterized. Bases 1 to 432 code for a protein of 143 amino acids. The transcript has a single exon. Lineage: Eukaryota; Viridiplantae; Streptophyta; Magnoliopsida; Solanales; Solanaceae. The record is from RefSeq and is a predicted model, not a curated record.